GCCACUUCGGCUCCAGAAUCGAAGUUGUCCACGAAUAGGCAACAAGGGGCACUCAAGCCGAAACCGUACCGGCCUCCCAAUCAUACAUAUUUCAGUGGUUGAGCGUACAUUUUGCCCGGUCCAUUGAGGGAUUUGUUGAUGCAGCUCUCCAGUUCCGCCGAGGAGCUUGAACCUUUGGUCGGACAGCGUGACGAUGAAGUGGCCAACGCUAUCAGGGUCACUGUCCUUGCUGGGGGCAUCGGCAUCCUCGGAUCCGCCGCGACCGAACUAAUCGUUUUCACACUUGACAAGAUCGAUGCGGACCCGACUGCCUUUUCCGAAACUGAAACCGUGUAUUGCCAGUGCCUUUUGUGGAUUGGCUGGUGUUUGGCAUCAUCCACGUACAUGCUCGUGAUCGAUAGGUUCGGCCGUAAGGCUCCUUGCUACACGUUGGCUCUAAUCGCAAUAAUCGCCGGCAUAGCUAGCACGCGGGCCACACAAGUUUGGUUCUACGGUGUGGCGAUGUUCGUGGUAGGCUACACGCUGCCACCCUCAGGUCAGAUAGGCUUCCUGCUUGUCCAGGAGACGGUGGUGGAGCGCCUGAGGCCUGCCUGCCAGAUCGCAUGGCUCAUGUGCUACAGCCUCGGACUCAUCAUCAUGGCGGUUCUCUGCUGGACGGUGACCGCUUCGAUGAACUGGCGCCUGGAGACCGCCCUGUGGUAUCUGCCGAUGCUGGUUAUUGUGCUGAUGGGUAUAGUAUUUGCCAGCGAGUCCCCAGCCUACACGACGCGGGACAAAGGGAGCGCGGCCACGGCGGAGGCCGCGCAGGGGGAAGGCUGGAGCGAGCUGCGCAUACUUCUCGGCGAGGGGUUGUGGAGGACCACGGCCCUCACUUGCGUCUGCUGGACGGGUGUGUGUGCGAGCUACUACGGGCUGUCCUAUUCAUCCGAGAACCUGUCCUCGAACGUGUACCUCAACAUCAUUUUGUUCUCCGCGGUGGACAUCGUCUCCUGGGGCCUCACCGGGCCCACGCUGCUCUGGGCCGGCAAUAAGGACUCGCAGGUGUACGGCUUCCUGGGCUCGGCGGUGUCUCUGUUUCUUGCCGCCAUGAUGCCCACGGGCUCGGCACUGGAGGUAGGGUGCGCGCUGGCUGCGCGGCUCUGCCUCAACCUGGCAUGGAGCACGGUCUAUCUCCUCAUCUGGAGGUGCUUCCCGCCCCACUGCCGGUCCGCGGCGAUUGGGGUGUCGAACGGGGUGGCCAGGCUCUUCACCUCUGCUGCGCCUCUCUGUGCCCUGGUGCCAACGGGCCUCUCCUACAGCGUGCUCGCGGCACUGUGCGGGGCCGCGAUGGUGGCCACCUGGCUGCUGGACUUGCCGCCGGGAGCCUGCGAGGCGCCACCUCUCGCGCGCGCGGAGGAGGGACAUGCUAAGGCGAAGGCCGUCUCCUGAGGCUGGCUCAAUGCGUCGGCUCCCCUCCCGUGCCACAGGAGACGGCGAGGAGGCGGGGAAGGGCCGAGAAGGGGACGAAAAGCCCCGCAAAGCACCCAAGACACCCCCAGGCUGAGGUUUCAGUCUACACCCUGGAUAUGUUAAAUUCGUUAUGUUUUAGUCGAUCCUCUCCAAUCCGAGGGGGUGGGCCGCCUCUGCUGCCUGGGGCUCUGCCGGGCGCAGCUGUGCCAGCUGCUAGGCGAGAGGCGUCCUCCAGCGCCGCCGAGAUGGGUGCACAACAGCGAAUACUUUGGCAGUGCGCAGGAAGGUGGAGGGAGAGGGUACCCUUGGAUGCUCUGUGCCUUUUGGCUGGCGGAGGGUCUCAUGCUCUUGGAUGAUGUUUUUCUG
This is a messenger RNA of Prorocentrum cordatum, 1815 nucleotides long. Lineage: Eukaryota; Dinophyceae; Prorocentrales; Prorocentraceae. The record is from the annotation of a GenBank genome assembly.